AUGCUGUGCGUCGUGCUUGUCAGCGCUUCAGACUGCUGUCCGGUGUUUUUCCGUCUUUCAUCUGCGUUACCGCCGGGCCCCAGACGACUGUUCUUCCUGGGAAAUGUGCUGCAGAUACCGAUGGAGUACCAAUAUCGAAGAUUUGGCGAAUGGGGAGAGAAAUACGGAGACAUCAUCCACAUCAGGCUAUUCCGCACACCAGCCAUCGUGCUAAACUCUGUCAAGGCGGCACAAGAUCUGAUGGCUAAGAAGAGUCCCAAGUACUCGGACAGACCUCCACUUGUUUUCAUGAAGCAAAUACUAGGCUGGGAUCCAGCCACCCCGUUCAUGUGUUAUGGCGAUAGAUGGCGCAAGCACCGAAAGUGGAUCCAAACUGCUUACGGGGAACGCACAUCACUCGUCGGGCAUAGGACGCUCCUAAAGCGGGAAUGCAUGGUUCUAGUGCAGAAUCUGAUGGUGUCGCCCGAGAUGUUUCUGAUACAUCUCAGGAGAUUCCCUGCGUCUUUGGUCAUGACGUCGCUCUACGGGCAACCGAUACAGUCUACGGAGGACGAACACUUCCGGAUGGCAGAGUCCGCACUUCACGCCACUGUCAAGGCAGGAGAAUCUGCCGGCUCGUUGAUCGAUUUCUUUCCUUUCCUACAGUAUGUCCCGGACUGGUUGCCUGGCGCUGCGUCCCUUAGAGAGGCUCGACAGGUUCGACAAUCAAUACGUCGUUUGUUCGAUGAUCCGUACCAUAUGAUCAAACGGCAAUUAGACAACAACGAAGAAGUCCGUGAUUGUCUCAUCGCAGCUCUGUAUCGCGAGUCUGCGAGGAACGGCUCACUAGCGGACGAUGAAGACGACAUCAAGGGCGUUGGUGCGUCUGUAUACUCCGGUAAUGUGCUUGUGUUUAUCGCGGUUUCCCCACUGUUCACAUACUCCUCGAAAGCGGGAGUUGAUACGGUGAAUACACACCCGGGGUUUCCUUCCGUCCUGACAUAUUUUCAGACUUCCAUUGUCCUGUCUACGUUCAUGCUGGCCAUGGUACUGCACCCCCGAGUGUAUGUCAAGGCUCGCGAUGAGAUUGAACGCAUUGUCGGCAUGAGCAACCUGCCUACGCUCGAGCAUAAAGACUCGUUGCCGUAUAUCAACUGUAUCAUCCAAGAACUAUAUCGGUAUGUGGCAGUGUUCAGGCAGUCCAUCGUAUAUUAUACUCUUCAGGAUAUCAGCUGGAAUCCGCCAUUGCCUCUAGGACUGCCUCAUCACCUGCAGUCGGUCGAUGAGUACAGAAACUUCCACAUUCCUAGAGGUUCAAUGAUUUUCGCAAACAUCUGGUACGUGUGCAGCAAAUGUCCCGCUCGGCCGAAUUAUAUCGCGAUGCAGAGUCGUUUCGUCCUGAGCGAUCCUGAGCGAUUUGAGGACGCAAAUGUCGACGUAUUGUCUGAUCCUCGUAACUACGUGUUCGGCUUUGGGAGACGGAUUUGCCCAGGAAGGCACUUCGCGGAAGACGCGAUUUGGUUAGCCAUCACGCACAUUGUUUCAAUCUUCGAUAUUGAGAAGGCAUACAAUGCGGACGGUGGCGAGAUCACACCUGCUGUUCACUUCCGUCCGGGCCUCACUAGGUGA
Postia placenta MAD-698-R-SB12 is the source of this 1608-nucleotide messenger RNA. RefSeq lists its product as hypothetical. Bases 1 to 1608 code for a protein of 535 amino acids. Lineage: Eukaryota; Fungi; Basidiomycota; Agaricomycetes; Polyporales; Adustoporiaceae. The transcript has 9 exons. Gene Ontology annotation, molecular function: iron ion binding; monooxygenase activity; oxidoreductase activity, acting on paired donors, with incorporation or reduction of molecular oxygen. The record is from RefSeq and is a predicted model, not a curated record.